Messenger RNA from Malaya genurostris, 10040 nucleotides. Its product is annotated as wee1-like protein kinase. The record is from RefSeq and is a predicted model, not a curated record. Bases 334 to 2160 code for a protein of 608 amino acids. The transcript is spliced from 4 exons. Gene Ontology annotation, cellular component: nucleus. Gene Ontology annotation, molecular function: non-membrane spanning protein tyrosine kinase activity; ATP binding; magnesium ion binding. Gene Ontology annotation, biological process: mitotic cell cycle; protein phosphorylation. Lineage: Eukaryota; Metazoa; Arthropoda; Insecta; Diptera; Culicidae.
CACAAGAUAAACGGAUUUUCUCACUGCUGCCUGCUUGAGCAGAGUGUAAUUGUUGAGUUUUAGCAAGAAAUAAGUUGUUUAAAUUGUUAUUAGAUUCCAAAUUAUUAAAAUUUGAUUCUAAGCUAGUAAUUUUCGAUCAGUGUGAAUAUUUGUGGUGGAAUUUGUGUGAUUUUUACCGACUACAGAGUGAAAAGAUUCCGUCAGUGGUUGUUUGCAUUGCAUUGUUUGGUGUGACGCGAUUUUUGCUCAACGGCUGGUUAUGUUUGUUUUGCCGGUUUCGCAGUUGGAAUAUUUUUGUUAAACCUACAGGAAUUGCAUGAAUUUAAACGUCCAAUGGAUAUUUAUACCGAGAGCAGCGGUGUUGAUUCAUCACCUGAUAUGAAUUCAAGCGUCGAGCUACCAUCACCAGAUCGAUCCGCCGUGUUACCACGGAAGCUGACCUUCGGUGUAUCGCCGGAUGGAGAUAAUUUGGAUGAAGAUUACCGACGAGCAGUGCUGACGGUCAGCCCCCGAAAGCAACCAUCUGUCUCACCACCUUAUCGAAAGGUACGAGCAUUGCGGUUGUUUGAUUCUCCGGCUACUCCGAAAACAAUCAUACAAAAAUCAACAAGUAAAUUCAUGAAACCACUCACCACUGUAGCCACCAAAGACACGGAGUUGUUAGCAAAACCAAUCGAUGGAAAUCGAUCAAUUUAUGAGAAACCAAAAGCAGUUCCAUUGCAUCGUAGUUGUGACAAUAUGAUUUCAUCGGCAAAUGUCAAUCCAUUUACACCACCGGGGAUGUUCAUUCGAACGAAAAAACGUACUCGUUCCGGGCAGGACGGGAACGACAAUCUUCUAAGUACAAGCUUUCCCAUUGUUAUCCCUUGCAGCAACGUCAAUCAGCCACCAACGCGACAAAGUUGGGGUUUUUUCCAGACACAGAAAAUGGUUAAUGAUACGCUUAGAACAUCUAGUUUACUGGAAAAUGAUUACGGCGAGAUACGACAAGCUCCGAAGCGUUUGGCACUUCAAGAUUCAAACAUCUCCCGGUAUGAAAAAGAGUUCCUUCAGCUGUCCCUGCUUGGUGUAGGAGAAUUUGGUGAGGUCUAUAAGUGUAUAAAUCGGCUGGAUGGAUGUGUGUAUGCGAUUAAGAAAAGUAUUAAGCCGGUAGCGGGGAGUUCCUUUGAAAAGACAGCGUUGAACGAAGUCUAUGCGCAUGCUGUUCUGGGAAAGCAUGACAAUGUCGUACGAUACUACUCGGCAUGGGCGGAGAAUAAUCAUAUGCUCAUACAGAAUGAGUUCUGUAACGGGGGAAGUUUACAAACUUUGCUUCAAGAAAGAUCACUUAAAGAACCGGAACUACGAAUGCUGCUACUGCACAUUGCCGAAGGGUUAAAAUACAUACAUUCAAACGAUCUCGUGCACAUGGAUCUGAAAUCUGGAAAUAUUUUCCUCACCAAAGUGCCCAUCCGGCCGUCUUGUUUCGGAUCGGUUUAUCACCCCGACAGUACCGACGACGGUUUCGAAGACGUCUAUGAAGAUGUAGAUAACGAAUUCCUAACAACAUUUAAAAUUGGCGACCUCGGCCACGUUACUUCGGUGAACGAUCCGCAGGUGGAAGAAGGUGACUGCCGCUACCUACCGAACGAAAUUCUGCAGGAAGACUUUUCCAAUUUGCCAAAAGCUGAUAUUUUUUCGCUGGGAAUCACGCUGUAUGAGGCUGCCGGUGCAGGUCCUUUGCCAAAGAACGGUCCCGAAUGGCAUAUGCUGCGUAAUGGAAAGUUCCCUGAUUUGUCCGGUCUCAGUCAGGAGUUCAACGAACUAAUUAAGUUAAUGAUGCAUCCCGAUCCAGAAAAGCGACCGUCCUCUUCCACGAUUUUCAACCAUCCAGUUCUAUCACCGCUAGAUUCCAAAAGCAAAGCCCAACUGUGUCUGGAACUAAACAUGGAGCGGCAAAAGAAUGAAGUAUUGAUGCGAAAGUUGAAGGAACAGAAUAAAAUGCUUAAAUCGUACGAGCAAGCGCAAACACCAAAUACUCGUAAAUGUCGACCCAACAGCUCCCGGGAACUUACCGUUUCGGAUCGCAAACUACGGUCCUACUCGCGCAAGAAGCGUACGACGAAUCUCAUCACCACGCGCCGAGGAAUCCGCGACAACAGCAAGGGCAAAGAAUAUUGAGCUCUGAACAGUCGGGCGAAUAUCGCCAUCUAAGAAACAGGCCUUCGUUGUCACCUAGACCAACCGGGAGGACACGUUCAUUAUAUGAAUGUUUGGAGGACAUCCGAAACAUGCAGCCUUAGAAGUUACACCCGAUGAUGACCGAGCAUCAACGAUUGCAACCAUUGCGGAAAGCAAAAUGUUUCUCUCAGAUAAUCGAUGGUUAUAUAGUGGCACGCCAGUAACCGUACAGUACAGUGGUUUGAAACAGAAAUCGUUAGCGAUAGGGUAAUUGAAUCUAUAUUCAUCUCAUCUAUUUGAAACUUUGGCUUCCAUGUAAUGCAUUAGCUCGAAUACUUCCAAUAAUAAGGCGCUCGAUCACGCAAGUCAGUUGUCGUUUGUUCGAACCGGACCUGGAAGGAUGUUUAGUGUGCGUAGGAUCAUAGCCAUGCAAUUGUCCCGUCCACGAAAUUUCCAAUGUUACCACAUUCUUCAUACAGAGUUGUUGCGAUGAAAAUUACAACACAAUCCUUUGUAGUAGAAAAAAUGUAACGCCUCGAUCAAGGUACACUAAUUAAAUGCCGUUAUAAUCUUACUGGUUAAAUAACCGAGUUCUACAAUACAAAUAAGGCAUAAGAGAUUCUCGGAUAUACGGUAGCAUAAAGUAAUUCAUCACUUCAAUGCAUCCGUCCGUUACCUGCUUCAUGUUUCAAGCGACCAUUUGUUUUAAGUUUGGUUCACCACUAAAGAACCUAAUUCUUGUAAGAGGUUUCGGAGGUUUCAAGCGAAAGCUAUAUUACUGUCGUUUGUAUUCACUUCGAUUUGGGAUGAUUUUUGUUUUGAUAAUAUUUAUGUCAAUUUGAUCAGAAGUUUGUAAAAAGAAUAAAAUUCAAGGGCACUAAUACAUGCUAGUGAUGUCACGAGUCGUUCACCAGGUUCGUAGCAAAGAGCGAUCGAACCACGGUUCUUCAAGCUAGAAACGCGUUUCUCCAGAAAAUUUAUGUCUCUCUGCUUUUAAAUAUGACUCAAGCUAUGAACCGGUGAUCAUCCGACCCGCCGUACAAAAUUGACAUCUAUGAUUCGUUUAGUCUUGAGUCGCGACUCUCAUGACAAGCCAGAACUAUCCACCUUAAACGGCAACUCAAAAUACAUCCCAGUUCGAGAAGUGAGACCGAAAAUUUAUUAUUUUUUAUACCGUUUAUUUAUAACCGGCUCUACCCUGACUAUGGUCAUUCGCCGGGAGUCUGUCAUCGUGCCAUUUGUGUAUUGACGAGGGCUAACGUGGUUGAUUCGAGCCAGCGCUGAAAUUUUAUGUAUUUCUUUCGUGUAUUCCCAUGACUCUCACUCUCUUCAACUGCUUCGCUACAUUGACAUUUAUUGUGAAAUCGGUUGUUCAAUUAAACCGGCGCAUACCCAAGAGCGCUCCGUUCAGAGUCGCUCAUUGCAAUGAUCCGUGUUGUCUGUCACACUAUCGCAUGCAAGAAAAGAAUUUGAAAAUCGAAAUAGUAGUUUAGCAAGAAUAUCGGUACGAUUAAGUUACAUGCAAAAUUACCUAAGGAUUUAAAGUUUUGCAUUACUGAAUGUGACAACUGAAGAAAACUGUUAUUACCAUCUUUUCAACUAUUGUAAAUAACGCGGCUUCUGUACAGAAUUAGUCACAAAUUUAAUUAUUCAAAAGUCCUAUUUUAUGAUCAAUUCAGGAUCUCGUUUCAUGAAAAGAUCGAUUUUGUAGAAUCAGGUAAUUUUAUUGAAUCACGUAAAACCGUGCAUUUUCACUAGAAUCAGAGAAAAAUAUGGACCAAUUUUCUGUUCAAAGAUUGCAUAUCAACACAAUUUUUACAGUUCGCAGAAGCUUUGAUUAAGUCGUACAAAAAAUACUUGGAGCAGUAGCAAUUGUAUUCUAUUUCGAAACCAACUUUGACAUACCGGGUAUAAAUAAAAUUUAAAUUAAAUUAACUUUGACAUACGCCUUCUAAGCAUUUAUUUUAAAUUUUACGAGAUAUGUAAAUUAUUAUUUAGAAUAAUUUUUGAACUGAUGCGUCUUUUUAAUGUAUUCGUAUGCUUUCUCCGAUUUUUUUAUCUCAAUACAAAAUAACUUCCCUUGAAGUUGUCUAGUGUGUAAUAAUGGGAAGCUGAGACAAGAGAGUUGGAGCGAAAAUGAAGGAAAAGGUGGGGAAAAGUGCAUGUUUAUUUUGCUGCAUUUAAUGCCUGGAUUUCAAUAUUUUAUUCCAAUAUUUUCUAUCAGUCUCCGACUCUUCAAUGCACUAGCAGUACCACAUUGAACUGCUAAAGCAACUUAGCAGUGUAACUUAAAUCGCUCCGCAGGCGUUCAAGUUCACUUUUUUUUGAAAACCGGACCUCCGGUUCCGGAGUUACAAUCACCCCGAUUCUGCAAUCCGACGGAUUUGUGAUACGAACGAAUCUACACUCGUUCGAGUUCGAAUUUUGCCUUCUUCAUUCCGUUCGACUUGUAUGAUUCGAUCGGCUCUCGUUCGGGAACGCUUGAAAUUUCGAACACUAUCCAUCAAAGCUGUCAACACUACUUACACGUUCUAUAUUUUUUAUAUUAUUAAUUUCUUAGUAAACGGAGCCAUCACACUUGUGUAAACAAAUUAGAACGAUUCUUAACCGAACAGAAGUAAUACGUACGCAAGUCGAUCGAGUAAUGUUCGAAAAUUGAACAACUCGAACGAAUGAUAUUCGAGUUCAUACCCAACUCGAACGGAAUGCAGAACGGAAAUUGCACAUUCGAUCGGAAUGUUUCGAAUCGAUCGACGUACAGAAUAGGGGUGAAUAUGACGAAUGAAAAAAUUGCAAAUUCGAUAUUUGCUUUCAAUGAAGCCUGUGUAAAGAUGAGCUAAUUUCCCCUAAAUAGAAAAUAAAUUCACUGCCGUACCAUGCAUAGUUGUUUCAUAUAUGUUUAUUGUUUAUCGUCUUCGAUUAAAAAAAAAUAUCGCACAGACUAAAUCUAAUUCUAAAUUAACUCUACUCCUAUUCGUCUUUUGAAAGUGUCCUUACUAGUAAUAAAAUCAAAGAUGUUGUAAACGCUAUUGAAAUGUCGACAGCAAACAUCUAUUGGAUUGUUUUGUCCAUACUGCGUUCGAUGAGCCACAGGUCGGAAAAAUACAGUUCUCCUCAGUGAUCUACCAGGAACGUUGAUAUCUAAUUCGGCCAACAGCACAGAGCAGUCCAUGUUGUGCGAUAUCAAAUCGAAUAUAAACAGUCGCUGCAAGUAUAUUCGCCUAUUUCGUAGAGUGGGAAGAUUGAUGAGAGCGCAGCGAUGAUCAUAGAGAGGAGGUUGUAAACGAUUUUGCCAAGGAAGUUGGCGAAGGGCAAAUCUGAUAAAGCUCUUUUGUAUUCGUUCGAUACGAUCUAUGUAGAUAGAGUGGUACGGCGACCACACAGUAACUCCGUAUUCGAGAAUGCUACGAACCAGAGAGAUGUACAGUGACUUCAGACAAUAGAUAUCCGUAAAGUCGCGAGUAUUGCGUUUGAUGAGCCCUAAUACUGCAUAUGCCUUUGCUGUCAUGGUUGAGUAGUGUUCUGUGAAUCGAAGUUUACUGUCGAGAAUAAUACCAAGAUCCUUGACCGAUGUUAUUCUUUUUAUAGAGACAGCGUUCAUAGUAUAUUCGAACACAAUUGGUGAUCGUACUCGUGCAAAAGUAAUGAUGCUAGAUUUUUCAAUAUUCACUCUCAUACCGUUUUGAUGGUACCAUGUUAGAAUUCUCUCGAUAUCCAUAUGCAGAGCACAACAGUCCACCAGAGUUGUUAUGAUGCGAUAAACCUUUAAAUCAUCCGCAUAUACGACUUUACACGAUGUAAGUCUGUCACAGAGGUCGUUGAUGAAAAGUACAAACAGUAGAGGCCCGAGAUGACUUCCUUGAGGUACUCCAGAUGUAAUGUUGAAGCUUACUGAACACGAAGAACCAAGCCUUACAGAUGCACUACGAUUUGAAAGGUAUGAAAAGAUCCAGUUGGUUAACCAAUCGGGGAAGCCAAUUCUUUUCAGUUUCUCUACUGCAUGUUGAUGUGGAACACAGUCGAAAGCCUUUGAAAAGUCUACAUAUACUGCAUCGACCUGCUGACGUUUUUCAAGUUUGCUAAUAAGCGAAAACACAUAGCUCAUCAGGUUUGUUGUAGUAGAGCGAUUUCUGACGAAACCGUGUUGAUUCAAAGAUAUUAUGUGUUUUGCUGCAGGGUAGAGAAUGUUCAACAGUUCGGCGAAGCUUCCUUUUGAUGUCGGAACAGGAGCGUUGUACGGCCUUCAUGUCAACUUUGCAAAUGCAUCUCUUGAUUCUACUAAUCAACAGUUAGCAAUUCGUGGCUCUCCAGUUAUUUUUGUACAUCAAGAAGCUCAAAACCCCGAAGAAAUCUUUGAUUAGGCGACACUGAGGUAGAUUUAUCGGGUUGUGGUUUUUGGUUACAAAUGGGAUCGAAUGGGUAUUCAGGAUCGAUUGUGUUUUUCGGCGCAAUGCGAUGACGCUUUAUCCGGCCAAAACACGUAUUGUCCAUCAGCAUGAUGUUUUUUGAAAAAAACGGGAUCAAAACUUUCUACAAACAUUGGUACACAUCUUGAUUAAUUGCCAACCCAGAUGGCUUGAACCAUGGCUUAGAAAUGCCUUUCUCGGAAAUGACAAUGUACAGCAUCACUUUCUGUUCAAACUUAUGUUUAAACUAAUAUUUUAUAUUCGGAUGAACAGUAGAACUAUCCGUUGAAUCAACCAGCGGCAUUGGGAAUUCAGCGUUGAAAUCUGUGCGUCAGUAUAUUCCGGGGCUCGUGUCUUCUUUCGGUACUUUAUUUCGAGUCUUUUCAAUGUUUUGCAGAUGUACUGGUGAGAACAGUUUUGCGUCCAUAAUUUUGGCUGGAUUUCCACUACCUUCCUUACGAGCAGUUGUUGGGCAUCUUAGGAUAUUGUAAACUGUCGAAGCCGCAACAUUUUUGCUUUUAAAAUGUUGUACCGUAUACUAUUUGACGAGAUUUCUGUGCAAUUCAUAGAACUGUACAAUGCGCUCGUGAAAUACUUCUUGUUUUGACGGCAUUGUGAGCAAAACUGAGCAAGCAUGAACAAAACAGAAAAUACUAGCAGAAAGAGGAGAAGAGAGCUAACACAUACACACUCUUAGUUCUUUCUGAGCUCGUUUGUUGUUGAGGAUCAGGCCUCGAAAAAAUUCCAAAAUUUUAGUUGCCACCUGAUAAGGGAUAAUUUGAAUUUUUUUACGGAGAAACAGCUUGAGCAAAUUUUUUCAAACUUUUUUCACAUUAUAAAGCAUCAUUGAAAGAAUAUUUAGUUAAAUUACCGUAUAUUAAUAUUGAAAAUUGAGGUGGUAACAGAGUAUUCCCCAAAACCUCUUUUGAGAUUCAAGUUGCGCGGUGAACACGAUAACUCGGCGUAAAAUUAUCUGAUUUCCAAAAUAUUCUUAAAUUUACUUAAAGACCAAGUUUUUUCUCCCCCCUCCGUCGUUCUCAAGUUAUUAUUUUUAUUUUUCAACAGUUACUGGUAUAUUUGAGCAAAAAAUGUGAUCUCACGCUAAAUUUUCCGCCAAUUUUGAGGUGAAAAACUACCAUGACAUGAAAAUAGAAAAAUUUCAAAAACGAAAUAGGAAGGCAUGUUAUACCAAAAAGUAUCUCCAAGUUUGAAAAGAAUUGGUUCAGUAGAUUUUGCAGGAUCGUGUUUACGGUUUUUGAAAAAUCGGUUUUCAGAAAAACGUGUUUAAGUUUUUUUUUUCAAAAAGUCAACUAUUUGUAAUUGUUUUAUUAUUAUCAUUUCAAAUGAGUGAUUACCAAAUUCGCACCCUUUCAUUUUGCUAGUAAAGCAGAAGACAAUAGCACCCAAUCGAUGCCGUUUUAUUGACCAAAUGUCAUCAAAGUCUCGCGGGGAGACAUGAGAUAGGAACUUGUGAACACUUAAAUAUCUCAUCCGUUUGACGACUAUCGCAAGUACCAGAAAUAGUAGUCAAAAGUUCCAAAACAGACCUCAAUCUUCUUUCUCCGAGAUGGCUCAAAAUGGAUUCAAAUGGAAGGUCUUACAGUUCUUUGCAAUUCCAGAAUUAAUUGUUUGGAAUGUAAUUUUGUCGUUUAGAGCGACGACGCAAGAAAGGGAAACAUUCUUCUAAAUUGGGCUCAAAACUGUUCCAAUAAUGUAAGUUGUUGACCCUACAAAACAGACAUUAGCUGUACGGAAAUAGUAGUCAAAAAGUGCCUAAUGGAACUCACUCACUUGAGCUAGACCCUAAUAAAAGGUAUUCCGGAGCUACUAGUUUAUGCUAGUUUACAUCCGGACAAACUUUUCUCUUUCGAUUGAUGAACAGUUUUUUUAGGAAUACAGCAGUAAUAUAUCUGACCCUCCAUAUUAUUUUCUAGCCGAAUCGAUUUCGUUUUGCAAUCGAUGGAAAUUCCUCACCUCGACUAACCUAUGAUUUUCGGCGCGAAUUUUCGGUAACGUUUCACAAAUGGUGCGACGUUUUUUUUUUUUGCUAUCUUUCAUUCAAUUCAUGUGGUACCCAUUUUUCCAUUUUAAGCACUUUUCCCAUAACCCUUAAUAGAGAUAGGAGAUUGCUGCUUGUGACAUACUUAAUGUCAAUUCUUUCUGAAUUUGCGAGUCACCUUCGUCCAAUGAUGCCGGGAAUUUGAUGUCUUCAAUCUUCUAGACGGUCUUCCACGUUCCUCGGUUCUUACAUCAAAAUAACUUCUUUUGAAGUAUUAGAACCACCUCUUGCAUAUUGCUUCCGAUAGAGCAUGAGGACCGAAAGCCUUCACGAACAGUCGAUGGAAUUCGACAACAAAUGUUUAUUCUUUCAACAAGUUUUCUGGAUUCAUUAUUCGAAUUGAUCUUGAAAAUCCGAGAAUUUUAUCUUCAGUCGAAACCCUGAUUAUGUCAAGUGAAGGCAGACGUGUAAAAAUAGAAAAGGCGGCCUACGCUUUUUAGAUUUUAGACCACUGCACUGUACUGUAUUUCUAAGUUUUCUGUGCUUAUUACAUUUACCUAUUCAGACAUUUUUCUCAAGUUAAACUGGCGUGCAUGAUAAUACAACUUAACAGCUUAAUAGCUCCAAAGGCGAGAUUAAACUAAACAAGUAGUAGAGCAAUGCGUAGUGUCUUUUAAAAACAUGAAUCAUUGAAAAAAAAAACGGGUUUCAAGCAACUUACCAAUUUCGGAAAAAACAUCGAUUAUCUGAGAUAAUAGUUUUCUAACAUGGGCUCGCAAUGGUAGCAGUAGCAGUACCGAAAGUAGUUACUUUUUUGGCCAUCGAAAUUAUUCUUUUUUGCGUUUUUAGUUAUUCCCUUAAACACUUAUUCAUUCAUUAAAGAUUUUCUAGCGUUUUAUUUUAAUUGCCCAUUUUUUCGACAUCUUUUAUUCGCUAAAUUUUUUUCCGCUUCUUUAAAUGUUAAUCGAAAAGUUCACAAAAAAACAUUAGGUUUACACACGAUUAUGUCUGUAUCUGUUUUGAAAUUAUAAUUAAUUUUUUGGCAGAAGUUAAACUAAAAUUAAACGUAUGUGAUAAGUGUUUGAUAUGUUCAGUAAAAGAUACAAAGGUAGUAAAACCAAAAAACUAUAAGCUGUGACCCGUUAAAAAGUAGUGUGUGCCUUUCGACGAAAAAAAAUAUACAAUUACAACACAACUAGCUCCGGAUCAGAUGAUCGUUCGAGACGAGCUCUACACUGUCGUGUGUGUGUGAGUGGAUAUAGAAAUUGCUCGUACUAGAUUGCGAGGAAAAUAAAACAAGGCAUGCUAAAGAUCCUGAGAAAUAUCAUAAGGAUAUCCAAGAAAUUCCUACAAAGGAAAUCAAAAACAAUUUAACAAAGAUGAAUAAUCUAAGUGAAAGAGUAAAAUGAAAAAAUAAAUUUGUGAUUUUACUAUUUAAGAACAAGAAAACAAAACAUAAUAAGAUGGAUUUAUUU